Adineta ricciae is the source of this 552-nucleotide messenger RNA. The record is from the annotation of a GenBank genome assembly. Lineage: Eukaryota; Metazoa; Rotifera; Eurotatoria; Adinetida; Adinetidae.
AUGUACAGUAGAAUUCUCUGGCUCUACGCUUUCUCGGCGCUACUGGUACGCGGAGAACGAGAGUUAUUUGAUAAAAAAUGCAAACGUACUUGUAAUACAAAAUAUGGUACGAUGAAAUGUUGGCAAUCGACCAUCGAUGGCUUUGCAUACGGUUUAUCAACAACUAUGGUUGAUUAUUGUCAAGUCACUCUACUGCUGAGUCAAACAAAAGAUGAAAAACAAAAACUUUCCUGGUAUAAUACCAGUCGUGAUAUCUUAAUAGAACAGAUCAAUGGCUAUAAUCUCGACAAAAGGGAUCGUCAAUUAUCAAAACAUGAUGUAGAACAAAUUGCGACAACAUUGCUCAAUAAAUGUUUCAAUUCACCGCUGACAAUAUCUUCUCCUCAACCAGCGUGUCCAUCAUGUUCGAAAGAUGAAAAAAGAUCAAUCAAACAAUGGAAUCUCAUCUCUUUAAUAUCUUUCACAAUUUCUCUAUUUCUCAUACUUGCUAUCAUUGUUAUGUACAUUUUUCAAACGAAAUCUACUCAUCGAUCGUAUCAAUCAAUCGGCUAA